This is a messenger RNA of Aphanomyces invadans, 1480 nucleotides long. Its product is annotated as CMGC/CDK protein kinase, variant 4. Gene Ontology annotation, molecular function: cyclin-dependent protein serine/threonine kinase activity; ATP binding. Lineage: Eukaryota; Oomycota; Saprolegniomycetes; Saprolegniales; Verrucalvaceae. Gene Ontology annotation, biological process: protein phosphorylation. Gene Ontology annotation, cellular component: nucleus. The coding region runs from base 517 to 1248 and encodes 243 amino acids. The record is from RefSeq and is a predicted model, not a curated record. The transcript is spliced from 2 exons.
GAAGAUGCGUGAAACGACGUUGCGUUGAACCCCACCGUCGCACAACCCAAGAGAUCCUCGAGAGAUGGAUAGGCCGCCGGGCGGCCGCUUCGACGACAAGUACGAGCUCUUGGAGCGGCUGGGGCACGGGAACUUCGGAGAAGUCUAUCGAAUCCGAGAGAUUGCCACGGGGCACGUCUUCGCUCUGAAGCGCAUCCGGACUGGAAGUGACGCUUCCAAGAUGGAGACAAUCCCUCCGGCGGCCUUCAACGAGAUCCAAGCAAUGUACCAUCUCGACCACCCCAAUGUAAACUACAGCGGGCGUGGCGUGAGAACCAACGCCCAGUUGUGCAUGUAGGUCGUGCACUUGGUGGAUGUAAUUCCUGAAGGUGCGAGCGUCGGCCUCGUGCUCGAGUACAUGGAAACUGAUCUAGCUCAUGUUCGUGCGUCAGCUGUAUUUUGUCUGCUCAUACAUCCCUGACAUAGCUCAUAGCGAACUCGACUGCUGCUUUUUCAGCGCAAGACACUAAAUCUCUCAUGUACAUGCUUCUCCGCGGCGUUGAGUGCUGCCAUACCCAACAGAUUCUCCAUCGAGUACGAGCCUACCUUCAUCGUGAAGCUGCACCUCUCCUGCAUCAUUCGCAACAGGACAUCAAGCCGUCGAAUCUGCUCUUGGACCAACAUGGUGUCCUGAAGCUUAGUGAUUUCGGUCUUGCGACGGUGUACACUGGACCCGAACGCGAAUAUGCUCAUCAAGUCGCGACAAGAUGGUAUCGAUCUCCAGAGCUCUUGUUCGGAUCUCGAACAUACAAUCACAAGGUGGACAUGUGGGCCGUCGGAGUUGUCUUCGCGGAGCUCUUGCAACAUGCUCCGCUAUUCCCAGGCAUGAAUGACAUCGACCAGAUCUUUCGCGUGAUGCAAGUGCUUGGGUCCCCGACGUGGCCUGGCAUGGCCGACUUGCCCGACUACCACAAGGUUUCGUUUCCCGUGUUCAGCCCGUUGCCGCUCGAGACGCUCUUCGCAGACACCGACAGCAUUGCGUUGGAUUUACUCAAGCACUUGCUGGUGUAUGAUCCGUCGCAACGUCUUGAUGCCGCCGAGGCACUGAAGCAUCCGUACUUCCUGACAGAGCCCCUUCCUCUUCCAUACAUUCAAAGGAAGGUGCAAGCACGCAAUGUAUCUCCAGAGUUUAGCGUGCGGCACGGUGGUGGCGGCAUUUUGGCGGCCCUCAACUUGGACAUGCCGUUUUUUCCAAGUGGACAAGUGUGACAGUUACAAAUUUGUGCAGUUUUCGAAACAAACGUCUUCUAUCCGUUUCGAACGGGCCGCAGAAACAUCAGCGCGUACCAUGCAUCCUGGGGCUUCAAACCUGCGCUGGUCGAGCACGAUACUCGUCAUCACGAUUGUACUUCAUCCCAGACAUGAUAAGCCCGCCAAAAUGGGUUUCGCGUGGUUUUUCUUUGCGUCCUGUAUAGUUAGUCUUUUGUCGUAAGAAGACAAG